GCUAAAUCGGUGCCUUCCUGCUAGAGGAAAUACUCCGCUCCAAUGGGGGAAUGCUACGCGGCCUUGUGGGGAAUUAGUCACUUCCGAGCUUACUUAUAUGGCCAAAAGUUCAAAUUGGUGACUGAUCAUGAACCACUUUUGGCCCUGAAGAAGUCCAACGACUUCUUGGGCAUGAUCAGGCAUUGGGCUACCACGUUGCAGAGCAUGGACUUUGACAUCCGUCAUCAGAAACACGAGAAACACGGCAACGUGGACAAGCUGACACGGCUGGAUCGACCUGAUAGAGUGCCCAAGAGUGAGGAAGUGACAUCGUGGCGCGAUCCGGAAUCAAAGGACGAGCCCCAAUACGGAAAUUGGAAAAGGAGGCCUACCAAGAUGCCGGAGGGUGGCAGUAUAUCGGAUGGCGCUGGGAGGGUCAUGACCCUUGAGGACCUCAUCGCAACACUAGAUCGACAUGAGAAGACCCCAAGUAAUGUUCCGAAGGUUGAGACCUUCCUCUUUGAUGGGAAAAGGGUCUCAGACUGGCUAGACCUGGUGGAGCAGGCAAUGGUGGGAUUGUCAGAUGAGGUGAAAUUCCAGCGUAUUAUGAGGUACGUGCUCCAUAGGCAUCAUCAGGAGGUGCAAAAGGUUGUGGAUGCCGCCCAUGGCAGUUGGGCAAGAUUCAAGGAGAGCAUGCUGCGCAAGUAUCGGUUGGGUGAUGGGGUGCUUACCAUCUCAGAUCUUGAGGGAAUGAACAAGGAUGACUUUACCACGAUAGGGGCCUUCGUACAACAGUUUAAGAAGAAGGCAAGGAAAGUUCACGGGAUCUCUGAGGAGAGGCAGUGCGCUAUCUUUCAGGGGCUGCUCACUGGGUCAGAGGCAGCCGAACUGACGAGCAGGAGAGGUGGAGCUUAUCUAUCGACUUCUAGCGGGGAGAAAAGGUCCCGCGAUGGCGCAAGCACAAACAACAAGCCGACCUUUUUUAGGAGACGGGUUAAGCAGGGCGCCCAAAGGCGGUACAAAACAAUAGAUAAAAAGUGUCGCCCUGUUCUCGUGCUCGUUACGGAGGAUGAAGAGGCUUAUUACGAGCGGGAGCGAGGAUUGAUACGGCGAAUGCAAGAGCAGGCACUGAAGGAUCCAUGCCGUAUCAAUGAUGGAAAUGAAGAGAAGUUAAUCGUCGGGGAGCCAUAUUUUCUUUCGCCCCAGGAACGGGCGCUGAUGGUGAGGCUGAUGAAGAAGAGGCAUGGCGCAUACGCCUUUAAUGAUGACCAGCGUGGGAGGCUGGACGUGGAUAAGAUCCCGAUGAUCCGGAUCCACACGGUCCCCCACGAGCCCUGGAAUGUAAGAGGUGCACGAUACCCAAACCCUGAUGAGGAGAAGAUGGUGGUGGACUAUCUGGAUGGCAAGAUGCGCACGCAUGUUGCCGACUACUCUAGCGAUCCGUAUGCUUCCCCUUGGUUCUGCUUCAUUAAGCCGAACGGGACGCUACGGUGGGUACAGGAUUUGCAGCGACUAAAUGCGGUCACGGUGCGAGAUGCGCGAGGCUUGCCGAACGCAGAUGCACUGUCGGAGUCAUGCGCGGGGAGGCCUAUAAUCUCACUUAUAGACCUUUAUUCCAGGUCUGACUUUUUGAAGGCAGCCAUGCAGAGGGGUGGCCGGGGACAGAGACCUCUCGGGGCAUCCGGAGGGGAGGAGCGGCAUGGGCCCUUCAGGAGAGAGCCUACACCCGUGUUUGAUGACGACAACAUCGAGCUCUUCUUGGACGCUUACCGAGAGCAUGCAGCCCAGAGAGGAUGGGACGUGUCUAAGAGGGCACUACUCAUUUGGACCAGAGGAGCGGAGCGUCCGCUGGCGAGAAAGAUCCAGGGUCGGGCACGAGAUUGGGAGGAUUGUCGGGCUCAGUUGAAGGUGGCGUUUCGGCGACCGGAACCAGAGAGGCCAGAACCAAGGGUUGAUAGAAGGCGACGAAGCAAGAGGUUAAGGGAUUUGGAGGCAAGAGAGCUGGUGACGUCGAGAGGUGGCCAGAAGGCCCUGGCACAGCGGGAAGGAGGACAAGCAGGACCGACUAGGGCAAGGGAGUCCUUCCCUGCUUGUGGCCUCAGGCAGGUGGAGCUCCAUCCAGACACAGAGGGUGACCUACCGGUGUCCUCGCUACAGGCACCAGAGCAGAGGGAGAGCGAGGUACCAGCAGCACCAUUCAGGGGCCUGGAAGCCCACCUGGACGCGUCCCAGUGGGAGGCCUCCUCAGCAGGAGUGAGCCCUAUGGACCCAUCAGGAGGGGAGCGGAUUCGCCCCGAGCCCGAGGCAGAGCCCCUCAGGUUGAAGGGGGUAGGUGCGGAAGAUAUUAUUAUGGUGGAGGGUGAUACUCCCCCUGACUCCCCAGCUCGAGCUCAGACACGGCGGUCUUGGCCAGAGGGCGUCCCGGAGCCAGACAACCAAGAGGCCCCAGUACCACCACCAGAAGCCGCUAUGUCACCCAGGCAGGAGAUUGAAGCACGGGGACCGGGAGAAGGGUGGGGAACUAAGCCCCGCCUAGUCAUUGAUUCACGUUUAGCCGUGCACGCGGCUGAGCACCCUGACAUUGAGGGGCCCAGCCUGGUUGGGCCAUCAUCGGGGCCAGCACGUGCUGAGUUAGAGGGGGGCUUGCAGGCUGCGACUGGGGAAGUCACGGAAGCGGGUACAGGAAAGAAGCCAGACGAAGCCACCCAGGCAAACCGUGCCAGGGUACGAGCUCGCCUUGAGGAGAUACAUGAGCGAAGAGACAGGAUGAAGGCUGCAGGGAUAGCGCCAACGCCACCAGUUGACCUUAAGACGAGUGAGCGGAGGAUUGACGAGUUGUGGGCCAGAUAUGAGGGUCGGAGAGAGGCAGCUCGCCAGAAGGCACAGGGAACGGGCCAGGCAACUAAGGGUGCAGAUGAGGCGAUAGAGGUUGGGGAGCUGGGGUUUUCUGCCACCAGAGAGGCCAUCAAAUGGGUAGACAAGGAGAUAAAGCAGACAUCCAUCACUGCCUUUCACAGGUACUCCCUGCUCAGUGAUGAGCUGGCCCUCAGGAAAGACGAGGUGGAACAGCUGACUGCCCAACUCGCAGAGGAGAGGGCCGAGAACAAGGCCUGGCAAACUCGCCUGGAGGCAAAGGAGGCUGAGUACGACAUCCAAGGCAAGGGGGUGCAAGGGUUGUUUGGCCAAGAGGAGGCAGCAGGGGCAUCUCGACAAGAAAAGUUGGGGAAGGUAUUUCUGGACCCAGCUGAAGCAGAGGCAAGAAAGGAAGCCAACAACGGACGCUUUGAGUUCAAGGCUCCCACUGAGCUGGCUUCGCAGCCGGAGGCCCCUACUUCGGCAGAUGCCCCUACGGAGGCGCUGACUCAAGAACCCCAACCUGCACCAGUAGAAGAAGGGGCGGCCGAGGAGUCGCUGGCGAUCCUUCUGGACGUACAGGAGGGGACUCUCGCUGGGGCGAUGGAGCCUCCACAACUUGAGGUACAGGAGGAGGAGCCGUCACGUCUGGACGAGUUGGUAGCUGUUAUGGAGGUGGAUAUGCGACCAGAGGAGCCUCGGGAGUAGAGAACCCCGGAGCACGAGCCAGAGAUGGGGGAAUUGAGGGCACAACUGGGCUCAUGGGCCACUGGGACAGA
Molecule: messenger RNA, 3611 nt
Organism: Chara braunii
Lineage: Eukaryota; Viridiplantae; Streptophyta; Charophyceae; Charales; Characeae
Source: the annotation of a GenBank genome assembly